Triplophysa dalaica is the source of this 4853-nucleotide messenger RNA. It is a transcript of the gene atmin, whose product is annotated as ATM interactor. The record is from RefSeq and is a predicted model, not a curated record. Gene Ontology annotation, biological process: regulation of transcription by RNA polymerase II. The transcript is spliced from 5 exons. The coding region runs from base 2145 to 4031 and encodes 628 amino acids. Gene Ontology annotation, molecular function: DNA-binding transcription factor activity, RNA polymerase II-specific; transcription cis-regulatory region binding. Gene Ontology annotation, cellular component: nucleus. NCBI's taxonomy places the organism in Eukaryota, Metazoa, Chordata, Actinopteri, Cypriniformes, Nemacheilidae.
GACAGAUUAUAAAACCCUCGAUAACAGAACUCAGCAGAGAAGUACGCACCAACAUCCUGUGUACUGUAGAGGGAUGCGGGAAGAUUCUGCCCAACACUCCAGCACUGAACAUGCAUCUGGUAAAAUCUCACAGGGUCAAGAUGUGAGAGUAAACUCAUAUUUUAGUGAUUUUCGAUCGAUUUGGCAGGUUAAAACUAACGGACCCUUAUAUUUUCGAGUGUGACUGAAGAAGCUUUGGAUGGUUGUAUCUAAAAAACAGACAUCCUGCUAAACUUGUUUGGCUACCGGUUGAAGCACGUUUCAUAUUCAAGUCACUACUGCUUGCCUACAGGACUAUCACUGGAUCUGCACUGGCAUACUUUCACACCCUACUACACUCCUACUCCCCAUCAAGAACCCUGCGUUCAGCAAAUGAGCAGUGUCUUGUAUUGCCUAUCAAAAGGGCAGUAAAUCGCUUUCCCGCUCCUCCUAUUGGAAGAUUCUUCCUUACUCAGUCCAGUCAACCACAUAUCUCACAACAUUAAAAAAAUACUUAAAACCCAUCUCUUCUGUGAAUACUUGACAAAAAAAUGAAAAUAAAUAAACACUAACCCUCUCUCUUUCUCUCAAAAUGUUUUGGUCUAGAUUAAGCUGAAACUAGUAACUUUGUAUUGGCACCUAUUGUAUUAUUGCUCCUGUAUAACAUAUCGCUUAUUGCUGCCUGAAUUCUCUGUAGGUCGCUUUGUAUAAAAGCAUCUGCUAAAUGUUGCACAGCAAUCAAUCUGUGGAUACUUACCGGGAGGGAAUUAAUUCCCUGGUUCCUGUCUCCUUCCUUCCUUAUUUUGAACAUUGUUACAGCAUGAUAAUGUUAUAACUUGUAUUUUCCAUUAUUAUCGAUUAUUGUUUGGUAUCUAUCUGUUGUAAUUGACAUCGAGAUAUUUGCGAGACAUUGGUGAUAUACAUUAACAUCUUCACUUCGCCCAGCCCUAAUGGGAAGCUUCGUGGAUAUAAACUACUACAUCUGAAAUGUUUUGAAGCUGGAUUUGUUGUCAGUCAAAAAUGUAUUAAAUAUUCUGGAUCCGUAGGGAGUGCAACUCAGAAGAGAAAUCGCUGUCUUGAUGUUGGCUAGUGUACAGUGGGCGUCGGUUCGCCAAUCUGCGGAGAAAAUAUGUCACUUUUAUGAAAUAGACUAAUGUGUAAUUAUUAUGAGACCUCAUAUUAUCCCUUUGUAACAAGAAAAUAGAUUGUUUAAUUGACAUAUUAUCCAGUCAAAACGAGAAAAGAUACAAUUUUAACGACAUUUAAUGAGAUAAUAUAUUGUUUAAAACAACAUAUUUUUCUCACGCAGGUUUUCAUUAAUCAACAUCUCAACAAAUUGUAACGUUUUAACGACAUCCUGUUAAAACAACAUAUUAUCCCGCUUAAACAACAUUUUAUCGCGGUAUUAUGACAUAAUUGAGUGGAAAAAGUAAAAAAAAUGUAUGUGGCAGCAAUGGGCCACUGUAUCAAACAACCAAAAGACACUGACAUUAAUAUAAAUAUUAAUGUCUUCUUAUAUAUGUUUUUUAUAACAGAUAAAGGAAAAAGUAUCAUACACUAAUAGAAUAUAGUUAAUAGUUAUAGUACAUCUUUAAUAACUAAAGUGUUUAAAGCGAGUUUAUGUAUAUACAAUUAUAUUUGUAUUAAUUUAUUAAUGCAUUAAUGAAAGCAAUCUUUGAUGUUUACUACAUCACUACGGUUACAGCCCUUGUGUGUUAUUUGAAUACAGGCAUGAGUUUAGUCAAAGAUAAUAACAAUAUGCACCACUGCUAUUAUUAUAAAUGUGGGGAAUGCAAAGCUCAAUAUGGUCACUUUAGCAAAGGAAGUCCUCCCCUCCAAUACUAAGGGUCAGUUAUCAAGUGAUGAAGACUGACUAUUCUCUUGGGGAGGGGGUUGUCAAUCUGAAAUUAAGGAAUUACCAAAGGCAAAACAUCAGUCAUGUUUAUUUUAGAAAGUACUCAAUUCUUACUACUGUAUGUUUCUUAUAAUUCCAGGAAGGUCUGGUUAAUCCUACGAUCAGGAAAGAUUUGAAAGCUUCACAGAAGAUCUAUUGUUGCCCAGUAGAAGGCUGCCCAAGGGGACCAAAAAGACCCUUCUCCCAGUUUUCACUUGUUAAACAGCACUUUAUGAAGAUGCAUGCAGAGAAGAAGCACAAGUGUUUGAAGUGCUGUAAUAGCUACAGCACAGAGUGGGAUUUGCGGCGACACACUGAGGACUGUGGGAGGACAUAUAGCUGUACAUGUGGUUGUCCUUAUGCCAGUAGACCAGCACUGCUGUCUCAUACCUACAGAACAGGUCACGAGGUUCCUAAAGAGCACAGGUAUCCACCUGUAAAAAAGAGGAAAAUGGAAAGAUUGGCAAAAAAUGCAAUAAACAUUUUGCCCAACGAACAAAUGUAUGAAAUGCCAUACUCUGAGAAAAAAAUCAAUGAGAUUUCUAAUGAAUGGCUCUCCGAAGUCCCAGACACCGCACGACACAAACGUUACUACCCAAGAAAUAUUCAGAAGCUCCUACUCCCCAAACCCAAAGUGGCUCUAGUAAAUGUUCCUGUCAUGCAACUCACACAUCUGCCCAUCCUCCUUCCCACUACAGAAAGUAGUGCUGUGAGAUCAUUGGUCUUGGCUGUAGAUGCGCAAGGGUCUGUUAGCAGUGUGCACCUUUUGCAACCGUCAAUUAUGAAUUUCAAAGACACUUUCCCUGUACCUAGAUCUUGCCCUGAAACCAUUAGCACAGGAGUACAGGUCAAUCUUGAGGACCCUGCAUUCGUUGGAGAUCUAGUUAUCCAUCUUGAAUCUAGCGGCAAAGGCACUUCUACAAACAUUCAAACAGCUAUCUCAAACCUUAAAUGGGCAAACACGGAAGCUGGACCAGUGAAUGUUCCCCCCAGCUGUGAGGUCUCGGUGUCGUCUUGCUCUCAAACAGACAUCACUGUGAGUGCUCAAAUUCAGCUGCCUGUCAGUGUGCAAACCCAGACAUUACCUUCUCGGAUUAGAGCCUUGUCCUCCAUUGGAGCACAGACAGAUGUUUAUAGUUUCUCUUCUGCUAAUGUGAACCGAGAAACACAGACAAGCUCUUCUGGUGUAGCCCAAUUUGAAAAAGGCCAGUUGAACCAGGCUAUGUGCACAGAUCUUUUCGAUACUGGUACACUAAGUGUCUCCACUCAGACAUCAACAUUUAAUGCUUCUUUCAGAACCAGUGGUUUGGAGGAUUCCCUAUCCAACACUGAUACCAGACUUUUUGAAGACAAGACCCAGAAUGACAUUUUACACCAAAACACAGUUGCAGACAACCAGACUCAGACUAUGAUACUUUUCAGAGACCUUGAGAACAUCCUUUCAGACAGCCUGGGUACAGUAUCUUCAAGCUGUACUUCAGGUUUGGUUUCUGUGCAUGAACCACAACAUGCUAGUAUUGACUUUGAUUUUGAGGAGUUCCUUAAUGCAACACACAUUCAGACUCAGACAGAAGAAAGUGGCUUAAACAGUCUAAACACAGAAACAACUUUGGAACUCUUAGAUAUUGAGACACAGACAGACUUUUUGCUCUUUGACAACCUGGGUGAUGGACACAAUAGUGAUGUGGCAACAAGGGUGCAACCAAAUGAUCUGGAGCUAGAGAUGUUUGACACCCAGACCCAGACAGACCUCAACUUCCUAUUAAAAACAAGUGGGCACAUGCCCCUCAGCAACAUCCUCAGGCAACCUGGCUUCAGUAUAAGCACAGAGUCCUCGGGCAUAGAGACACAAACUGACAUAAGGCCCGAACUGCUGCCCCUGCCCUGCACUCAGGAAGGACAGGCCAGACUUAGUAGCGCCAAGACCCAGACCAUCUCCAGUUCAUUAACCAGUCUGGGACACCGCUUCCACACUAGUAACGAGACCCAAACAGCAGUGGAUGACUUUCUUUCAGCAGAUUUGGCUUGGAACGUGGAGUCUCACUUUAGCUCGGUGGAAACGCAGACAUGUAAGGAGCUUAUUUCACUGUUUCCAAAUGCUGGGAAAUCAAAAAGCUGAGGGCUUUAUCAAACUGACAGUUGUUAUUUGAGUAAGAUUACGGAAGAGUCCUAUCUGUCAUUUCCUACAGUAUAGGUGGUAGAGCUGCAUGCUCUAAUUCAGCAUGCUUGUAAAAAUUUCGACACUCAUAAAUAAGGUAAUGUAUCUGGAUGUUUCUUAAAGAUGUUUGCAUAAGCAUUGCAGCACUUUAUCACUUCAGUGUCAUUAUGUAGUUUAUUUUCAUUGCAGGCAUUUUACCUUGUAUUUGUUCAAAGAGAAUGGUUAACAGACUCUAGUUUGGAUGCUAUGUUGGUAGUACUUAAUUUCUGUGUGGUCCAAUUAAAGAAAUCGGAUGUGAUAAUUAUAUACAAUUAUUUAAAGGCUCUGUUCUGCAGUUAUACUUUAAUGUCAGUUGUUGUUUAGUCUAAUAGUCAUUGUGGAUGUUUUAUUGUCAUUGAACUGUUUACUUGUAUAAAGCAGACUUUUGUGUUUAUUAGUACUGUACAAUGCUUAAGACCAAUCUAGUUGUUGACACUGAAUACAUUUUGUUUCUUGGUCAUGCAUACUGUACAUUUUUUGCAUACUGUUAUGUCAUCAGAACUUUUAUUAUCGUACAUCUUCGAGUCAGUUGAUAACUCAAACUCGCAUGUUUCAUUUUCUUUCAAAAACGCAGUACUUUGAUUUGCUUUCUGUACGGUAUUUUAUUUAAAUAUGAAAAUGGCUCUUGUUUACAGUAAACAAAAAUCAUAUUACCCUGAAAGCAUGUAUUAUAAGGUUGUUAAUUUUCAGGAUUGAGUUUACACAUCUUAAAAAAUGGAUAGUUAAUAAAAAAAUUAUAAUUUA